CCAUUGAAGGUGAACUGGAAAAAUCCAUCUUCAAAGCUGGUGGCAUUCGAGACAGCAAUUUUGGAAAUUUUUAUAAAAUUGGCUGGGCAAGAAGUAGUCGAACCGAUAAAGGAGUUCAUUCCUUGGCGACCAUGAUAUCUCUUAAAAUGGAGAUUCCUGAAGAUGCAUGGGAGGAUGAUCCAAAUGGGAUCACUCUUGCCAACUGUGUGAACUCAAGUCUUCCAGAGAAUAUCAAAGUUUUCGGUAUUCUACCCUCAAAAAAGAGGUUUGAUGCCAGAAGAGAAUGUAAUGCACGCAAGUAUUCUUAUCUCAUUCCUGCUGAAAUCAUCGGGAUAAAGAAUGAUUCAACUUCUUCUGAAAUCGAUUACCAUUUAGCCAAUUUUGAUCACAUACUGAAAACUUUCGAGGGAGAACAUCCUUUCCACAAUUACACAAUACGGUCCAAGUAUAGGAAAUCAUCUCCUGCCAGAAACUCAUUAAAAAAGGACAGUCUCUUAAGAAAAGGGAGGCCCUUUAGGGAAAAAGAAAUAUCUGGGUGUGAGGAAAGUGAUGGAGAAGAAAUCUGCAAAGAGAAGGGGGUUGUGACAAUUGCUGAGGCUGAAAAUCAAAAUUCAGCAGGCAACUGUAAUGAGAAAGCCAGUCAUACAAAGGAUCUCAAUUCUGUUUUACCAAUUCAAGCAAGAUGGCUCAAUGAACCUGAUGCAAAAGAUAAACUUAGCUCUGCCCAUUUCCGAAGAAUUUUUCACUGUCAUUGUAGAAAGUUGGAGAAGUUGUUCGGCAUGAAUUAUGUUGAAGUUUCCAUCUGUGGAGAGUCAUUCAUGUUACAUCAAAUACGCAAAAUGAUAGGGACAGCAGUCGCAAUAAAACGCAAUCUUCUACCCCCUGAUAUUUUGAGAAUGUCAUUAUGCAAGUUUUCAAGGAUUGUCUUACCCCUAGCCCCAUCAGAAGUUUUGAUUUUGAAGGGGAACAAUUUUGCUUUGAGAAACCAUCCUGGCAACAUAAUAAGACCUGAAAUGUUGACAUUGUUGGAAUCAGAUGAUAUUAUCAAGGCAGUUGAUGACUUCUAUUACUCUACGAUGUUACCUCAGCUUUCUAAAUUUUUAGACCCUUCGAAAUCCCCUUGGAGUGACUGGGUUGAAAUACUGGACGCAAACACAAGCAUUCCAGAAUACCAAUUAGAAGAAGUAAGGGUUGCUUGGAAAUUGUGGAAGGCACAGUAUGAUAGCAGAGCUAAGUUUCCAUCACUAUUGGCUCAAGAGCCUGGUGUCUUCUGAUGGAUGGUCAAAUAGUAGGGAGAGUGAAAUGUGUCAAUCAGCAUCAAAGAUAAAACCUCUGUUUGGUAUAUGCUGAAACAAGGAUGGAAAUUCUCAACUUGGAAGCCAUUCGAAGGAAAUCCAUUCCCUUUUUUCCUGUACAACCAAAUAUUAUCUCUAAGAAAAAUGACCUUUUGGCAUGAAGUAGAAAACAUGUCGAGAAGACCGUUCCACAAUCAAUAUUCCUGCCUAUGUUUAAAUCCGAUCACCAGACAACUAACACUCUGCCCGCUUCGCAAAUUUAUGCUUGCCUCCAUUUCUUCUAGGCUGAACCCGAGGUGGUCUCUUCUCGAUCCAUUAGCCUUUAAUCUUUUUAUUGUAUUUGUUAAAAUAUGAGUAGGAAUAAAAAUAACAUAUACUUGGAAUAGGAUUGGAAUGUAGUGAUUAUAAAUAGGGUCUUAGUGUAAUACUAUAGAAACACAAUUUAGUAAUAUUAUUUUACUAUAUUUCUCACAUGAUAUAAGAGCCUCUAUGAUUUUGGUAGAGCAUUAAAGAGCCUCCACUGUCGGUGGGCGGCUAUUACCCA
Capsicum annuum is the source of this 1839-nucleotide messenger RNA. Its product is annotated as putative tRNA pseudouridine synthase. Gene Ontology annotation, cellular component: nucleus. Gene Ontology annotation, biological process: mRNA pseudouridine synthesis; tRNA pseudouridine synthesis. Lineage: Eukaryota; Viridiplantae; Streptophyta; Magnoliopsida; Solanales; Solanaceae. The record is from RefSeq and is a predicted model, not a curated record. Gene Ontology annotation, molecular function: RNA binding; pseudouridine synthase activity.